This is a messenger RNA of Choloepus didactylus (southern two-toed sloth), 2353 nucleotides long. RefSeq lists its product as uncharacterized. NCBI's taxonomy places the organism in Eukaryota, Metazoa, Chordata, Mammalia, Pilosa, Megalonychidae. The record is from RefSeq and is a predicted model, not a curated record.
AUGGUCCGCGCCGUGGCCAGAGGAAGAGGAGUAGCUCCCGGCGGGGUCCGGGUCCGAGCCGCCCCGGCACGGCAGGGAAGCAAGAAAAGGGACAAGCUUGGGAGAGUCACAGCCCGGCAGUCUGCGGAGAAGCGCCGGCGGAACUGGGCGCAGAGGGCGGCGGCGCGUCCCCGCGCAUCCUGCGGCUCGGGCUUCCCCGAAGGCGGGGGCGCAGCAGCCCCUCCCGCCGUCCUGGGGAAGACAAAAGUCGCCUGGCAGUGGGAACAAGAGGCAAGAAAAGAAGAGGGGCGAGAGCUCGAGGGCCUCCCCGCUGUUGGAAACCCCUCGGAGCUCUGCAGCCCCCUCCACAGGCGCCCUCCCGGAACGCGGACGCGGCCCUCCCCCGCCGAAUGGGGAGGGGUCGGCUUUUGUGUCAGAAGUACCUACGACGCUCCAGGCAGGGGCUCAGGGGCAGGAACGAGAGUCGUCACGCAGUCCGCUAACCCCCCGGACUCACUGGUAGUGAGAAACCGGAGGAGGGCGUGGAACGGCACGGUGCUCCUUACCCAGACCUGCGAGGGGAAGUCAGCUCGUCGCGGGGCGCGGCUCCUGUCUAGGGGCCCCCGAGCUCAUCGCGGGAGGCUGUGUAAGUCCAAGUUCAAGCUCUCCCUCAGGGAAACCCUGCUGCGGCGGCGGAGUGCUGCUUCUCAAGGAGAUUCGGAGAAGCCAGGGGUAGGAGAACCUGCGAGUGGGCGGAGAAACGGGCGCCCGGGCUGGGAACGCGGCUGGCCCGCGGGCUGGCCGGCAAGGGUGCGCCAGGGUGUGCCAGGGCGCGCCAGGCCGUGGCGGCUCCGAGGAAAGUUCUCUAGGCGGCGCGAGGGGGUUGCGCCCUGGGCAAGAGCAGACCAGGUGCGGCAGGGCUGGGCCAGGCCCGGGCGUCUGCAAAAAUCCCUGGAGGGAACCCCGGGCUGGAUGGAUCGGGUAGGGGGCGCCGCUUCUGGGCAGAGUCUCAACUGGGGGCGGAGGGCGGAGCCGAGGUGGUCCAAGUGGAGAGGUGCUGGCAGGUCCGAGUGGGGAACUGCGUGCUAUCCUGGAGCCACGCGGCUGUACCGGGUUUGGGCCCUGCGCGCUGUUUCCGUUUCCCCGGGAGACCGGGAAGCUGGCUCCGGGAAGGCAGGCACCGGGAAGCUGGCUCCGGGAAGGCAGGGAGCCGUCUUGCUUGGACUCCGGCGUUCAGCGAUCCCUGUCCCCUCCCUGUCCCACGCCCUCUGAGCCGCCGGCAACGUCCACAAACGGCGGGCACAAUACCUCUUAGGCUGCAGUGACCCCUGGUGGGUUCUUGUGUCCGUGCACAGGGAACUGAGGCCGAGCUGUGGAUAAGGCAGAGAGCCUCGCUAGCCUUCGGAGCAGGUGCAAUCCGUGCUCUCUAGCUGUGAACCAGCAGGAAGCUGACGAGUCGCAGUUACAGGAAUCACAAGAAGACAAGGGCAGGUUUGACAGUAAGCCUUCCAGAAGACUCUACUUUAUAUUGAGUAUUAGAAAGCAAGAGCUUUGACAUCAGAUGUGGUUUUGAGUUCCCUCUUCUAUUACUUAUUUGCUGAAUAGCGAAAGCUCAAAACAUUGCUUAAAACCUUGGACGUUAGCACCUUAAAAAAAAAAAAAAGAAAAAAAAAAAGAAAACUGGCUUCCAUAGCACUCUGGAAAGUUUACUUCCAUAGUGAUUUCCCAAAAGGACCUUUUGUAAGAAGCCUCACUCCCUGCUUCCCCUGCCCCAUCUAAACAGUAGAUCUGCACAAACGGUAAAGUGUGAAAUAAACUUGCCAUGCUUGCAUGAACUUUAUUAAAGCUGUGAAUCCCACCACUAUUUUUCUUCCAAGCUUUCUGUAAAAUUGGAACUGGUUUUGAAUUUCUAAUCAAAUUGUGCAUCCAGCUUUGGGUUUUAUUGUCAGAGUUUUUCACAGCUCUUUAUGGCAUGGGCUGACACUUUAUUAUUCUGAAUUUUAGCUUCUCUUUUUGUGGAGUCUUUUCUUUUAUGUAAAAAUGUAAUGUUCCUGACACCAAUUACCAAAUAUUAUUGAAAGAUUUCAUGACAGAUUUCCAUACUUUACCACAAUAUCAAAUAAGAGGCAUCUACCCUUGCAAAAACAAAGAAGUUCUAAGCAUCAUCAUUUGUUUCCCACCUUUUGUGUUUUGCUACUACCUGUUUUAUGGUCCUUUGUUUUGCUAUUUUUAGCUCCAUACUUCUUACAAGGAAAGGUAUAAAGUCAUGAAGUCAUGUACAUAAAACAGCCCUGAGUAAGGCAUUUUCAUUUCUUCAUCUGGGACUGGAAAAAGAAAAAUAUCUGUUUAACAUGAAAUUAGAACUACCUAUAGA